Podarcis muralis (Common wall lizard) is the source of this 2770-nucleotide messenger RNA. The record is from RefSeq and is a predicted model, not a curated record. NCBI's taxonomy places the organism in Eukaryota, Metazoa, Chordata, Lepidosauria, Squamata, Lacertidae.
CGGGCCGGAGUGACAAGACAAUUGGGCCGGAUCUGGCCCCCGGGCCUUAGUUUGCCUACCCAUGCUCUAGUCUUAGGCAAUUCAAAUUACUUUCACUUGGUUUUUAACACAGAGCUUAAAAAGUAGCAUGCAAAGCAGCACUGGGCGAAACUAAAACCCUCUCGUUAUUUUGCACAGACCACGCAGUUCAUUCCAUUCCAGAUAGGUCUAUUAAUACACCUUCCUAUUUAUAUGCUGGCUUCUUGCAGCAACAUAGUAGAGAGCUACAGCUGCAUAACCGAGAUGGAAUAGGCGUCCUGCUAGCCACUUGGGAGAAACUGAUCAGCUGAGGUGGAGUGAGAGUGACAGGGAUGCCUACAGACUACUCAACACACAGACCCCGGAAGAGCAGGGCUGAUGGAUCAUAACUGCAGCAUACCAGAAGGGCAGGUCAAUAUUCUUACUGCAGAGGCAACGCUAUCUCAAAAAGCUGCCAGAAAUGUACGCUCUGCGGCAUAAAUAGCAGCCAGCAAAGGUUUUUGGCGGAGGGAUAUGGGGCUUAUUCACCCUGCAGCUUCCGCUUAGUCAUCCAGCGUUGGGUAGAAACUCAAGGACAAGCAGCCGACAUCUGACCACAAAAGAAACAUUCUGGGGGGUCCUGAUCUGAAGAUGGAGAGCUCAAGAGGGACACACCUCAACAUGGCUGCUGUGGCAUCUCGUGUUGGAGCUGCCCGGUUGCUGCAGGCAGCCUUUGGAUGUACCACGUUCAGCCUUGUGGCCCACCGAGGAGGGUUCAGUGCAGCCUAUGGCACUUUCUGCAUGUCCGUCUGGUGCUUCUGUUUCGCAGUCACCGUCUUUAUCGUCACCUGCGAGUUCACGCGCCUCCACAGCUGCCUGAGCAUCUCUUGGGGGAAUUUCACCGCCGCCUUCGCCAUGCUUGCCACCCUCAUGUCCAUCACAGCUGCUGUGAUCUAUCCGCUUUACGUCGAGUUUGGCUGCCAUUCCAACGGGUGCGAGGCGAGAGAUUUCCGCAUCUCGGCCAGUGUUUUCGCAGGGCUUCUGUUUGCCUACGCCGCGGAAGUAUUCCUCACGAGGGCCAAGCCGGGACAGGUGACCAGCUACAUGGCCACCGUUUCUGGCCUCCUGAAAAUUGUCCAGGCUUUCGUAGCUUGCAUCAUAUUUGGGGCUCUGGUGAACGGCAGCCAAUACGACCGGUACGUGGCAACCCAGUGGUGCGUGGCUGUCUACAGCUUCUGCUUUGUGGUGACAGUGGUGGUGGUGGCCCUCAGUGUCACGGGAAAGACAGCCAUGCUGAAGUGCCCCUUUGAGCGCUUUGUGGUUGUUUACACUUUUGUGGCUGUCCUGAUGUACUUGAGUGCCGCAGUGAUCUGGCCAGUGUUCUGCUUUGACCGUAAGUACGGCUCCCCACACCGCCCUUACCAGUGCUCCAGAGGCAAGUGCCCCUGGGACAGCCAGGUGGUCAUUGCAGUGUUCACGUGUGUGAACCUGGUGCUUUACAUUGUGGACUUAGCCUACUCACAACGCAUCCGCUUCGUCUCACACCCCUAGUAGCCACAAAAAAGCCAUAAAAGACUCAGGCAGAGGGAGUUUUGGGACCCGCCUAGAAAGCUGAUGUCCAGGUCACACCAAAAGAAUUUGUCUUGAUUGAAAGCGGCCUGUCCAUGAAAGAAACAUAGCAAUGCAUCUGCAGUGCUACCCUCAUUCCAGCAGAUGUGUACACUUGAUGCAUCAGUGACUCUACAGGUUAAUAGGUUUUGUAAGGCCUAGUACUAAGGGUGGGGAAAACAGGUUUUGGACCCUGAAUUGUUCAUCCUAAAAUUGUUGGGUAAGUUAAAACUGCAAGAAGAAUAGAAAAAUAUCUAGGCCCAAAAGAGCAACUGCCAAAAUCCCAGCUCAAUCAAUGAAAUUCUGUUAAAGUGAGAAACGUAUAACUAAACGUAAUAGAUUCUGUCAGAAAUUUCAGACAAGGCAGGGGAAAGAGAGGGGAGAUUACAACCACCAAGAAGACUGAGACCGUUGUCCACAGCCCAGAGUAUGAAAAUAACAAUUUCCUUAUGCAUGUACUUGGUUGUUGGUGAGAUGCACAUUCCUGUUUGGAAGAGUUUGAGAAGUGAAGUGAAUACUGUCAAGUUUGUAAUUGACAAUGGGUGUAGGGAAGGUUGCUGCAAGCUCUAAAAUAAUUACUUCCAGAUUGUUUCCCUCAGUUAUUCCUUCAAGAAGCAUCUGGGGAUAUUGCUAUGCCUGCGGAAACUGUGGCUACACACAAGACAUUAGCGUUUUGAAACAAAGCCAGACUUUUGAACCAAAACCACACUUUGAACCAAAGUAUAUUAAUUUAGACAAAAUAAAACUGUGUUGUUUUCGUUUUGCAAGAGUUAGGCAACAGACAUUGUUUAAUUCCGCAAACGCUUGGCACCGUGCAAACUGCAGAUUACUUAAUGAUCUAGAACAUGACCUGGAUUUGCUGGUCUUUCACAAUGCUGAAAGGACAUUUAAAUACAUCCAACCAAGUGCCUAUUGUCCGACUCCUGGAGGUGCUGAUUCUUGAUUCCCAGCUGAGAAAACACGUCUGUAUAAAUGCAUCAUGGUGCAAAGAAGUGUGCUGGUCUCCUUUGGUGUGGAUCAGGAUCAUCACCUGAAUUCAGAGACAUUUUCAAAUAUAAGAAGCCAAAGCAAGUAGUUUAUUCCAAUUGCUUAUAUUAAAUGUGUGUGAAUUAGGUAGGAAGGCUUUAUUCCAAUCUAGAAUAAAAAUAGCAAGUUGGCAAAAGUA